Molecule: messenger RNA, 5759 nt
Organism: Larimichthys crocea (large yellow croaker)
Lineage: Eukaryota; Metazoa; Chordata; Actinopteri; Sciaenidae
Product: ras/Rap GTPase-activating protein SynGAP
Exons: 20
Coding region: 1417-5346 (1309 amino acids)
Biological process (GO): regulation of GTPase activity
Source: RefSeq, a predicted model, not a curated record
GCGCAGCGCGGCGCAGCGCGGGGCGGACUCGGCUGCUUUUGGAGGCGUUGGUUUCUGUUUCUGUCUAUCUUACGCACUAUCUCCGCCCUCGAGGGAGAGACUUCACCGUUUUUUUACCGAGCACCUUUUCUCGCGCGCUGCCGUUUAAUCAAAAUUAGGUGUGACGGACUGCGAGAAGAGCGAAGAAAAGAAGAGGAUCAGCAUCAAUUUGGCACCGGACAGCACCCCCCCCCACCACCACCACUACUCAACACCACCACCCCCUCCUCCUCCGCCACCUCCUCUUGCUCGUUAUGAAUUUCUGGAUUAUGUGGACGUCGUUAUGGCACGCAGGGUGAACUACAGACGCUCUCCAAGAUUGAAUCACCCGAGCUAGGAGCGAGAAAAUAAUGUGCACGAAUCAGAUAUUGGUCAGAUGCUGCUGCACGUCUCCGGGAUUUCGCCUGUAAAUACCUUUGGGAUGUUUAUUUCUAUGCUUUUGUGUGUGCGCGCAGUGUGCAGUGGGUCUGUGUGCUGCUCAGAGUUGGCAUAGCCCUCAGACAUCACCUUCAUAAUUAUCCCCAUUUUAUUAUCAGUAAUCGGCAUGAUUCAUGUGCAGUACUUGUAACCAUCCAGAAUCCGUGCUGUGUCGUUCAUGUCUGCAGAAUGUUUUAAAUGUAAAUACAAGUGACAAUUGAUGAACUAAUUGGCUCUGUGCAUCGUUUCACCAAAACGCGCUAACAGGAGUUCAUAUUAUUCUCACAUAAUAAAGCGACGCAGGGGCUGUUUGGAGUCACAUGUGCCCAGGACAAACAAUUAAGAUGACAAAAACCAUCCUCAGAAGAGAUUCUCUUUAUUACCGAGGAAGCUGCAUUGGGAUCGCAUCUCAGUUUCUGGAUUGCAAUAGAGUUGGAGGACAGGGAGCAGAGGAAGAAGAGAGGGAGGAGAAGAAGAAGCAGAGGAGAGCUGCUGAACUGCACAACAGAGCCACUGCUGAGAGGGAAGCUCUGGCUUCAGUGAUGGACUGAGCAGCUGAAGGCAACCACGGGACCCCCCCCUCUCCCCCUUGUUUGACAGCCAGCUUCCACAAGAGCUUUCACAACCUGACAAAGAAGGCAUGUAUGGACACAGUUGCAGCGUAAGUGAGAAGAGGAGGAGGUGCUCACGUUGAACACAACAAUUUGGCCCUGGUGAUUAAAAUACAACUAUCUCUCAAAGGGGAACAACACUGGCCUUUUUAUUUGGAAACCGUCUCUCAGGUCUGCACAAACUGAUUCUACCUUUGUCCCAAAAAAAAAAGAAAAAAAAAAAGCAAGUAAACCUGGAACCUCAGCACCUUCCCAAGUGCCCUGGAAACCCGCCGGAUUCAGUCUGCAUCCUCAGAUGUAACUAAGAUAUCAAGAUUUCAUCACCAGGAAGUCCUAUUUUUUUGGCUGCAUGGACACAUCUUCAAAGACGUGGCUGCCGCAUCAGAGUCAGUUUGGGUUGGUUGGUCAAGCGGAGGUUUGCUGUGGCGGACCUGGAGUUUUAACCCCAAACCAAUCUCGCAGGGCAAGUUUUGCCUCUGUAAGACAGUCAAGCAUGGAAACCCCUCCCAAUGCCACCCCACAGCCCUUCAGACAGCCGGUGAGUAAAAUAAAGAGUUUUCUCAAUCGAAGGCUGAAGGGCUCCAUCAAGAGGGCCAAAAGUCAACCCAAACUGGACCGGACCAGCAGCUUCAGACAGAUGAUUUUGCCCCGGUUCCGUAGUGCUGACCAAGAGAGGACUCGACUGAUGCAGAGUUUCAAAGAAUCCCACUCCCAUGAAUCCCUACUUUCUCCAAGCAGUGCUGCGGAGGCUUUGGACUUAGUUUUGGAUGAGGAGGCCAUAAUCAAACCUGUCCACUCUAGCAUUUUAGGACAAGAGUACUGCUUUGAGGUGACCACCAGUUCAGGGACAAAAUGUUUUGCCUGCAGAUCAGCUUCAGAAAGAGAUAAGUGGAUUGAAAAUCUGCAACGAGCUGUCAAACCGAACAAGAACUCCUCGUUUCACUUUCAGGACAACAGCAGACGGGUAGACAAUGUGCUCAAGUUGUGGAUCAUUGAAGCUCGAGACCUUCCGGCUAAGAAACGUUACUAUUGUGAGCUGUGUCUGGAUGACAUGCUGUACGCACGCACCACCAGCAAACCCCGGACUGACACCGUCUUCUGGGGCGAGCAUUUUGAAUUUAACAAUUUGCCUACCAUUCGUAGCCUUCGUUUGCACCUUUACAAGGAAACUGACAAAAAAAGACGCAAGGAGAAAAGCACAUAUCUGGGUCUUGUCAGCAUCCCCAUCUCCAGCAUCACGGGCCGGCAGUUCGUUGAGCAGUGGUACCCAGUGAUACAGUCCAGUGUCUUGGCCAAAAGCGGUGGUGUUGGAAGUGCCAAAGUGAUCAACGCCUCACUACGUGUCAAGUCUCGCUACCAGACAAUGAACAUCCUCCCGAUGGAGCUGUACAAGGAGUUUGCGGAGUACAUUACCAACAACUACCGAACACUGUGUGCAGUUCUGGAGCCGCUGUUGAGUGUGAAAAGCAAAGAGGAGGUGGCUUUUGCUCUGGUGCACAUCCUUCAAAGCACAGGGAAGACAAAGGAGUUCCUGUCUGACAUGGCCAUGUGUGAGGUGGAUCGAUUCAUGGACCGUGAGCACUUGAUCUUUCGAGAGAACACGCUGGCUACGAAGGCUGUGGAAGAGUACCUCAAACUGAUAGGUCACAGAUACCUCAAGGAAGCUAUAGGUGACUUCAUUCGAGCCUUGUACGAGUCUGAGGAGAACUGUGAGGUGGAUCCCAUGCGUGUCCCACCGUCAGUCCUCGCUGACCAUCAAGCCAACCUUCGCAUGUGUUGUGAGCUGUUACUUUGCAAGAUUAUCAACUCUCUCUGCAUAUUUCCCCGGGAGCUAAAGGAAGUUUUUGCCUCAUGGAGAGCCAGAUGUGCUGAGCGUGGAAGAGAGGAUCUCGCCGACAGCCUCAUCAGCUCCUCUCUGUUUCUUCGCUUCAUGUGCCCAGCCAUCAUGUCCCCCUCCCUGUUCAACCUAAUGCAAGAAUACCCUGCUGAACGCACCUCCCGCACACUCACUCUCAUAGCCAAGGUGAUGCAGAACCUGGCCAGUUUAAGCAAGUUUGGACCCAAGGAGGAAUACAUGUAUUUCAUGAACGAGUUCCUGGAGAUGGAGUGGGGCUCCAUGCAGCAGUUCCUUUAUGAGAUUUCUAACAUGGACACCGGCGGAAACGCUGGGGGGUUUGAGGGCUACAUUGACCUCGGCAGAGAAUUGUCCAUGCUCCACAGCUUACUGUGGGAAGUUAUGGGCCAGCUCAGCAAGGAUGCUAUUCUCAAACUUGGACCCCUACCGAGGCUGCUGAAUGACAUCAGCGUCGCCCUGAGGAACCCGCAGCUCCACAUGCCGACGAAUCACCAGCCAGACCGACCAAAGGACAGACUCUUUUCACGGCCAUCUUUCAAUCGUCUCAUGUCCUCUGACUUCCAAAGCCUUAUGAUGCGUGACUUAAACAGUUCAAUAGACAUCUCUCGCCUGCCGUCCCCCACGACUGGCGUCUCAGCUGUAGAAUCCCUCUCAUCUAACCUGAACAUGAGGCGUCACGCAGAACGAGACAUCCGCUCGUCGAGGGAGGUGUUCUAUGUGACCCGCCCGCCGCUGGCUCGAUCCAGCCCCGCAUACUGCACGAGCAGCUCGGACAUCACUGAGCCCGAUCCAAAGGUCCACAGUGUGAAUAAAAGUGUGUCCAUGAUGGACCUUCAGGACUCCCGUAUGAACAGCAUUUCCAACCUGAACUCCGUGGGAGACAUGCUCAACUCAUCUCAAGCCUCCAUCGCUGGCCUGGGCCACAGCUUCGGGAACCUCUGCGGCCCUCUUCGUAUGGGAGGGCACAUGCCAUCGGGCUCAGCCGGCUCUGGUUUAAGGCUGAGCCAGAUGGGCCACAUAGGAGGGCCCACUGAAUCCAUCUCUCAACAGCAGCAGCAGGCAGCAGCGGCCAUGCACUUCCCCCUGUCUUUCCAGAACCCGCUAUUCCAUCUGGCCGCCCAGAACUCACCGGCUCAGUCACAAUCUCAGGCUCAGCCUCACCCCCCUCCUCUCCUCCUCGCGCCCGAGCCCGAGAACGGUCACCACGACUAUCAGCCAGCCUUUGGCAACAAUGCCUUCUCCCGCAGCGAGGACUUGUCUGGCCUGCGGUCACAGAGCAGUCUGGUGCAGCCCAGCAUUGUCCACUCACACAGCUACAGUGAUGAUUUCACCCGGCAGAAUCAGAGCAAUGACUAUGCCUGGCACCAGCUGUCACUGCAGGUGCAGGAGUCUCUCCAGCAGCAGCACCUGAUGGGAGUCGCCUCACAGACAACCACCGGGACAGGUACACCCGCCUCUUUGGCCACACCACCUACCACGGUUCACCCAGUCCGCCAGUCAUCCAUCGCCCCUCCACAACACCUCAAGUCACAGCGGUCCAUUAACACUCCAGCCACUGCCACACCUCCAAAGGUUCGCCCCCAGAGCAGGAACCUCCUCCUCGACUCCUCUGACACGAGCUUCAGUGGCAGUCAGCCAAAACAGCGUCAAACUCAGCAGCCGCAGCAGCAGCAGCAACAACAGCAGCAGCAGCAGCAGCAACAGCAACAACAACAACAACAACAGCAGACGCAGCAGCAACAACAGGACACUCAGCUGUCGGUGACGGACAGUCCAGCUCCCGGGCUCCCGUACCAGACGAGCUCGGCCAAAGAGAACCAGGGCCCGUCAGCGGCCGCAGAGGCUUCAACGGACACACCCACAAAAAACACCAAGAAGUCUCAACAGUCACAAUUGCAUCCGCCACAGCAGCAUCUGCUCAAACCGGGCAAUAAACAGGGUUCUCAGUCGACCUUGAACACCCCGGCCCUCAACGAGCGGACGGUCGCCUGGGUGUCCAACAUGCCUCAUCUCUCUGCUGACAUCGAGAGCCUGCGACCGGACCGUGAGGGCCAGCUAAAAGAGUACUCCAAGAGCAUGGAUGAGUCACGACUAGAAAGGGUAAAAGAGUACGAAGAAGAGAUACACUCCCUGAAGGAGCGACUGAAGAUGUCUCAUCGCAAGCUUGAGGAAUAUGAGCAGAGACUCAUGUCGCAGGAACAGCAGACAAGCAAGAUCCUACAGCAGUAUCAGAACCGCCUUGAAGACAGCGAGCGCCGUCUGAAGCAACAGCAACUGGAAAAAGACUCUCAAAUCAAAGGCAUCAUCAGCAGACUCAUGGCUGUGGAAGAUGAGCUGAGAGGGGGUGCCAUUCCUGAUAUUAAGCCUCGAAUCCUCACAGACCAGUCUAUCAGCCAGGGCUAUGGUGGCCACCCAGGAUCCUGACUGUCAAUUCCCAAGUGACCAGAGCUCAUGAUGGUCACUCGAGUGUAAGAAGACCAAUUCACAUCCUCCUACAAACACCCAUGAAGAGAAGCUCUGCAGUGGAUCCAGCAGGACCACUGGAGGCUUCAUCUCACAAUGUUCUUAAAAAACUAAAAACUUUGCACAUAUUCAAACUUUGCCUGAACCAGAACUUGACAAUCAGUUUAGAGUGAGGACCAUUGUGUGCAGUGAAUCACCUGCACGUUUUGACUGAAAUAUAAGCCAGUGCCACCACAAUGGCAAUACUGAACCUAAUGAGUUUCUUUGUAAUCGGAAGAAGUGAGAAGAGAUGUGUAAAACACUGGGGAUGGAGAUGGAUUCAUGAUUUUCCCCGCUACAAGCAGCACACUCGCUUCUCACUUGCUUCAAGUUGC